AAAUCACAAAGGGUAAAAAAAAAAACUCAAAAGAAAUCCAGAAAAACAGAAAACCCUCUUUCUCUCUCUCUCUCUCUCUCGAGGAAGGCAACCAUGGAAGCUAUGCUUGUGGACUGUGUACAGAACAGUCUUCGUCAUUUUGUGUACAAGAAUGCCAUUUUCAUGUGCGAGCGUCUCUGCGCCGAGUUUCCUUCGGAGGUUAAUUUGCAGCUAUUAGCCACCAGCUACCUGCAGAAUAAUCAAGCUUACAGUGCAUAUCAUCUGUUAAAGGGAACACAAAUGGCUCAGUCUCGAUACUUGUUCGCCUUAUCAUGCUUCCAGAUGGACCUUCUCAAUGAAGCUGAGUCUGCACUCUGCCUUGUUAAUGAACCUGGUGCGGAGAUCCCAAAUGGAGCAGCAGGUCAUUACCUUCUUGGACUUAUUUACAAGUAUACUGACAGAAGGAAGAACGCCGCUCAGCAAUUUAAGCAGUCUUUGAUAAUAGAUCCUCUACUCUGGGCCGCAUAUGAGGAAUUAUGUAUACUAGGUGCUGCAGAGGAAGCAACUGCAGUUUUUGGUGAAACAGCUGCUCUCUCCAUCCAAAAGCAGUACAUGCAACAUCUGUCAACCUCCCUCGGCUUAAACACGUACAAUGAGGAACGUAACUUGACUUCUACCAAAAACACGAGCACCGAAGAUUAUAGUCCAAGGCAGUCCAAACACACACAAGGCCAUGGCCUUAAAGAUAUCUCUGGAAAUUUCCAUUCUCAUGGUAACGGAGCUGUUUCGAACAUGACAUUCUAUAAUACUCCUUCGCCAGUGGCUGCACAGCUAUCCGGUAUGGCUCCACCACCACUUUUCCGGAAUUUUCAGCCGGCUGUUCCAUCCCUUAGUACUGACAAUUCGCCAAAGUCCACAGUAAACUCUACUAUACAAGCACCCAGAAGAAAAUUUGUAGACGAAGGAAAGCUACGUAAGAUUUCUGGCAGGCUGUUUUCUGAUUCUGGUCCACGACGGAGUUCGAGACUGUCUGCUGAUUCAGGGGCAAACACUAAUGCAAGUGUUGCAACAGUAAGCGGAAAUGGGAACAACACUUCCAAGUAUUUGGGGGGUUCUAAAUUGAGUUCUUUGGCACUUCGUUCUGUAACACUUCGGAAGGGACAUUCUUGGGCAAAUGAAAACAUAGAUGAAGGAGUUCGUGGGGAACAUUUUGAUGAUUCAAGGCCUAAUACUGCCUCAACGACUGCUUCUAUGGCUUCUAUUGAUCAAGAAGACGAAACAAUGUCGAUGGGUGGCACAACGUUAAGUGCACAGAAAAUCACAAUUGGUGUUUCAGAGAUAUUAAGCCUUCUAAGGAUACUCGGGGAAGGGUGUAGACUUUCGUACAUGUACAGGUGUCAGGAGGCACUGGAUACGUAUAUCAAACUUCCACAUAAGCAUUAUAAUACAGGAUGGGUUCUUUCCCAGGUCGGGAAAGCAUACUUUGAAUUAAUAGACUAUUUAGAAGCUGAAAAAGCAUUCCGUCUUGCCCGCCAGGCUUCUCCUUAUAGCUUAGAAGGAAUGGAUAUAUACUCUACGGUCCUCUACCAUUUGAAGGAAGAUAUGAAGCUCAGUUACUUGGCUCAAGAGCUAAUAUCAACAGAUCGUUUAGCUCCUCAAUCUUGGUGUGCUAUGGGAAAUUGCUAUAGCUUGCAAAAAGACCAUGAGACUGCACUGAAGAAUUUCCUACGAGCUGUUCAACUGAAUCCAAGAUUUGCAUAUGCACAUACCUUAUGUGGUCAUGAAUACGCAACUCUGGAAGAUUUUGAGAACGGAAUGAAAAGUUACCAAAACGCACUUCGUGUAGAUACAAGACACUAUAACGCGUGGUAUGGGCUUGGAAUGAUCUAUCUACGCCAAGAGAAGCUAGAGUUCUCAGAGCAUCACUUCAGAAUGGCUUUCCUAAUAAAUCCGAGCUCCUCUGUUAUAAUGUCUUAUCUAGGGACAGCUUUGCAUGCCUUGAAGAGAAGCGAGGAAGCGAUAGAGAUAAUGGAGCAAGCUAUAUUAGCAGACAGGAAGAAUCCUCUUCCAAUGUACCAGAAGGCCAACAUACUUGUCUGCUUAGAAAGAUUAGACGAAGCUCUAGAGGUUCUAGAGGAGCUAAAAGAGUAUGCGCCUUCAGAGAGCAGCGUAUACGCUUUAAUGGGGAGGAUCUAUAAGCGGAGAAACAUGCACGACAAAGCCAUGCUUCAUUUCGGUCUAGCUUUGGAUAUGAAGCCGCCUGCAACUGAUGUUGCUGCAAUAAAGGCUGCAAUGGAGAAGUUGCAUGUUCCAGAUGAGAUCGACGAGAGCCCAUAGAAUGAAACUGUUGCUACUCUCGGAGAACCAUGGAGGAAGAAGCAAAUGUAUGGUGGAUUUGUGCAAAGCCUUGCCUCUUUUAGGGAACUAGUUUGGGUUUUAAAUCUUACUAUGAUUUUGUAGUUUUGGUACCAAACCCGUAACACAGCCACGAGAGCUUACCACAUGAGUAUGUAUUAUCAUGAGUUAAUCUGUAUCUUGUCCAUAAUUACUUGUUGCAAUAUAGAAAUUUAUUUAGAGAUUUCAUAAUAUUAUAACUCUUUUUAUUGUUUUUUUUUUAUAAAGUAAUAUGUCAUUCCUUCCGCUUCAGUUUAAAU
Molecule: messenger RNA, 2633 nt
Organism: Thlaspi arvense
Lineage: Eukaryota; Viridiplantae; Streptophyta; Magnoliopsida; Brassicales; Brassicaceae
Source: the annotation of a GenBank genome assembly